UGUCCGGUUCUGGCCACUCCUGGACGUCGACUCUGAAAAAACUGUUACUCACAGUGACGCAGUUCUCUGCUAUACCGUGACGUACGACUGUAAAACAGUGGUAACUGGUUCUCAGGAUAUGUCGCUCAAAGUAUGGGAGGUUGCUACUGGAAAACUUACUCAGGUACUAGUGGGACACGAAGGCCCUGUCACGUGCGUUGCUAUAGCGCCCUUCAGUCCAUCCCUCGUCGUGUCCGGUUCGCUGGACCACAAUCUCAUCGUGUGGGACAUGACAACUGGUGGCGAUAAUUUCACGUUGAGAGGUCACACAGAAGCUGUAAAAACAGUGCAGCUUACCAUAGAAGGAAGCGCAGUUAUCUCCGGAUCGGAUGACACUACACUUCAAAUAUGGAGUACACAGACGGGUCAGCGAAUAGCCAUGGUAGACUUGCACUUGACUAUCGUUUCCGUGGCAACAUCUCUUCAUGUGGGUCACUUGGCUAUACAGCUAGCCAAUAACAAUUUAGUUCCAAUUAUACGUCUUCACAACAAUCCAGGCAAGGGGAUGAAGUUAGAUCUUCCUGCAGGGACACCUGUUAAUGAAGAAUGGAAGAUCCCAGGUCAUGCAUGGAGAGGUGUACAUCCGAAACGAGUCUUUCUGAGAGGUAACUUAAAACGAGAACAGUCCUUUGAUUCGUUCUACUGGGAUCUCCGCUCACCGAAACACGAAAUAGGAACCAGUCUUGAAGACAUCAAGCGAGUACCCUCUCCCUUCGGAUCCCGGGAAACUCUUCAUCUAGCUGGUACAGUAUGGGACGGCUCAGUUGGGAAUCGGGCUAUUCGGAUCCCCUCCUUAUCGGAUAGUGGAGGCGUUCAACCAAAGUCUAAACUGCCCAAACAUAAAGUGUUGAAGAAGCAGCACAGUAUGUUCGCGUGUUUUCCCGAGUUCACCCAACAACCCCAGUCUCCACUUCUGUCUCCACAACAUCCAAAAGUGGAUGGAAAAUCAGAUUUGCUUGUCCGUUCCCCAGUAACGAGGUUAGCAAAAGAAUUCCCCAACAUCAGUCGGGCUGAGAGUCUAGAAGAAAAUGAAACAACUCCAGAGAAAUCCGAAUCAAAAAGUGUUGUGGUUAUCAAAGAGUCUAGCGUAUGCUCCAUCGCAUGAAAAUUUGGGAAAUUUUUACUAAAUAUUCAAAGCAUUUCAUAAAGUAAACAAAAAACUUAUUUCUUCUUCGGUUAUCUGCUCAUGCAUCAGGUUUUGUUGUUUUUUUAUCCCUGAAGCUUAUGGUGUAUUGCGUAGUUGGCUAUUAUUUGUUAACUUAUUUUAAUUGUAUGUGUGUUAUCAGCUCUGUGUCAGAUCAGGGUUCCUAGCACUAUCAAAUAACUUUUAAGGCUUUUUAAGAUCAAGCUAAAGACCCGUAGACAUGUAUUUGUAUGCUAUUUAUUGUAUCACAUAAUAAUAAUGCAAGAAUAAUAUUAAUGAACAAUACAUCAACUUUGAAAAUCCAAUUAUUCAUUAUAUUGAAUUUUACUUCAACUUCUUCUAAAAAGCCAAUGAAAUUUCAAAACUGAAAAAAAAAAUCAUCAAGCUGGGAAUGUAUUAAAAACGGUAGGCCUAGUCCCGCUAUUUGAAUUAACCGCAUUGCGCAUGUCUAUUAAAACAGCCAAACUCAAUUUAGUACUCCCAGUUUCGUGUAGGCCUAGACAGAAUGAAUGCAAAGUACUGUAAUGCUGUUAAACAUAAGUGCAAUGUGGACCAAACCAGAGUUGCGAAAAGAUACGGCACCAAUACCACAAAAAUUAAAUUGAAGACCUCAAAAAUCAAAAUCUAUGAAUUUAAGACUUUUUAAGGGCCUAACACUGAUCAUUGUUGUAAGAUAUUAUAAGUGUCCAACUACUUUAUCUCAUUAUCCAGAUGGGUUACAUACAAUUGUCAAAAUACAUUAUAUGUAUAGUCUUUUGAAAUGUCUUUUAUUCACACUGAAAGCUUUUGUAUUUCUAUAGGAAGUUCAAGAACACGCAGGUUAGUUGCUACUAAUUUUAUUAUUGUGAGUUAUUCAGCCAGCCAAACGAUAGCUUGGGCUUCACGUUUAUAUUUUAGUACAAAAUAAAUUAGAUCUUGACAUAAUUGAAACAAUACUUGGACUUUUGAAAGCUACAGUAUUAGAAUACACGUCGUUGGUUCUCACGGCAAAUCAAACUUAACGUAACGUAGGCACGACCUCUAAUUUUUAUAUUUGGUAAAAUACAAAUUGCUAAGCUAGGACCCUGUGUAAGGAUUGUGUUUGGCUUUGGAUUACAGGUGAUAUAAGGCUAAUCGUGUAAUCUCGAGAAAUAUUUACUAGUUUUGAAAUUUUGUUGGAAUACACAAAACUACACAAUGGGUUAUCUGUGCUCUAAUAAAAACAAUGAGAUUUUCAAAUUAAUUUAUAACUUACUAUACUCUUUAUUUCUUCAUCGAUAUGCAAAAGUUCUUAGUCUUGUAUAGUGGAUACCCAAGCCUUUUUUUUUCAUUGUUAAUUAACUGAAAGACACUUUAUUUAUACGUACGGAUUCUACAGUAAGAAAAAUAUUUCCAUCUUUAGAAACCCAUUAGUUUAGAGGGACAGGUUUAAUAAGUAGGACCGCAAAUACGUUUACGUCUAUCACAAGUUUCGCGACUUUCUGCAAAUAUGUAUGCUUCAGUUUCAAUACAUCAAUUUUAAGAUAAAGAACCUUUCGCUGUAUUUGUUUAACCUACAGAAAAUAUUUCCGUCACAGUAUGUUGAACAACUAAGUUUAGAUUAGACGGCACGAGACAUGUUCGGUCGAAUAUAUAACUAAUUUAGGUAUCACCUUAUUGUGCAAGUAGACGUGUUGCAGGCAAAUUAAAAGUGAGGCAUUUUUACUGGGACAGAUUGAAAUGCGGGGGGCAGUCCCCCACUUCACUGUCAAACAAUACCUUAAUGGGAUUAAAAGAAAAUAAAGAUAGAAUAAUUAUUUUUUGAGUUAAAUCCACGGAUUUCGCUUCUAUUAAACAACCGCCAAUGUGUUUUCAGAAAUAUUUUCAUACAAUUAUAUCGAAUUGCAUCAAAUGGCCUAGGAAUUAGUGUAUGGCGCUGUAUAUAGAGACGUGAAUACAGUUCGCACUUUUAACUAUGGAUGGGUUAUAAAAGUGAAAGUCAAUCCCAUUAAAAGAUUUGAACAAAGCCCUUUUUGGCAACGAGGCUGCUAGCUGGUUGCCUUCUCUCUGAUCAGUAGUUCCAAACAGAAACAGUUUUAUACAUGAACCUUAGGCGUCUGAUCUGGCAGUUUAGACCACACAUGCGCAUAAGCUGUCAUUCAGGUUGACAUUUGUAAUUUCAAGAUGUUAAAACUCUGAGGUUGAUGUGCUGUGUUGACCCCAGAUUUUCAGAAGCUAACGUAGAUAACCAAUGUAAAAACUUUCUUGGAAACAAGUCUUUGUCCAUCACAACUUUAACAUUUUACUCUCUUUUGUCGAAAUGGUUGUAAAAUUGCAGUAAAUGAGAUAUAAAAAGAUAAGCCCUAUAAAAGUGGGAUGUUAUACAUAUAACCAUAUAAACUGUUAUAAUACCGUAUUUUGUACGCAUGGGAUCAGUUGUAUCACUUCAAAUAUAGAUGUUAAGUGUAUCACUGUUUGUAUGUUCAUUGGUUAUCUGUUCCACACAUCCACGCGACAUUUUGUUUCUUUUUAACUCGGGACAUGUGCUGUAAUUCUCUACUUGUACAUCUUUCUAGAAAAUACUUUGCAACUAUAUAUAUAUAUAUAU
Limulus polyphemus (Atlantic horseshoe crab) is the source of this 3749-nucleotide messenger RNA. Its product is annotated as F-box/WD repeat-containing protein 10-like. Gene Ontology annotation, molecular function: protein binding. The annotation marks the transcript as partial. The transcript has 4 exons. NCBI's taxonomy places the organism in Eukaryota, Metazoa, Arthropoda, Merostomata, Xiphosura, Limulidae. The record is from RefSeq and is a predicted model, not a curated record.